Messenger RNA from Amoebophrya sp. A120, 2937 nucleotides. NCBI's taxonomy places the organism in Eukaryota, Dinophyceae, Syndiniales, Amoebophryaceae. The record is from the annotation of a GenBank genome assembly.
AGUGUCCAAUUUUAGUGCCACCUGCAAGAGCGGUACUUACUUGUUUGCUUGAUCUUAACCAUCAAUUUUUGAAGUUAGUAGACAGAGUGGUGGUUGUUCCCACACGAGAAGUGUGAUUUCCUCCAUUGCAACACUUACACUGCUCCUAGAAUUUUCUUCUUGCCGACCUUCAUUAUUCCCUCGUUCCGAGAAGUUGUGAUGACCUUUUGCUACUACUUACAACACCACGACCUUGUAUGGUGUUACUAAAUUACAUGUACUGCUGGUUCUUGCCACGUACAAUUUUAGUAGUUUUUUCUCAUACAUUAACUUUCCUCCUAGACACCAAAAGGAACACAGAAACUACUGCUCCGAGAAGUAGAGGUAAGUACAACCCGAGAUGGCGCUUUCUUGUUCAUCUCGUCGCUGCUCACAGCCUCGCCUGCGCCAGCUUGUUUUGCAUACGGUGGUGAGUCUCGUCGUCGCGGCAGGCUUUUAUUUUUCCGGUUGUAGUUCUCCUCCUGCUGCGCACGCACUCCAGCUUCAGCCGCCAAGAAGAAGAAGGGCGAAUAAAUCGCAGAGAAGUACGGGGUCGUCCCGAAAUGAUCUCAGCGGCGGCGUGCCCCUACUGCAAACAAGUACUUCUGGGACGUCGCCGAGCUCUGGGUCAUCAAGAUCAUCUGGUGGAGCCGGUGCUAGUACAACAUCAAGCGGACAACUGGAUCAUUCUACCGAAAGUCGUGUAGUUGCGGACAACGACCAGGAAGGACGUCGUAGUUGUGUGAUUUGUCACGGUGAUCUCGAUCCCGAUCCGGAGCACGGACCAAUCGGACGCAUGUGUGCAUACGAAGGUAGUGACGGGGCGGGCCAUGAUGCUCACGCGCGGUGUGCUCGGCAGUGGGGUUUCUGUCAGAUGGCCCAGGGUGGACGGGAACAACCGACGUGCCACUGCGGGCGACCCAUGCAAAUCGACAUGAGCAAUGCUAUCAUCACGCAGGAGGAGUGGGAGGCAACUCUACGUCGAAAGCCGGAAAAUGUAAAUAGAGUUCUACGUCAAAAUGAAAGAUUUCGACUGGCAGAGCGCCGUGCUAAAGAUGGCCAAAUGUGGAUGUCUAUCGGGGGCGGAAUCGCUGCAGCGCAGACAGCUCUCGUUGCCGCCUUUGCCUGGUGGACGGGACACUGUCCCGACCCCCUUUCUGUAGUCUGCCUUAUUCCGCUACCGAGCGCACCCUAUUGCGUGUGUGGAGCAUAUAUGGUCUGUGCGGCAGAAGGGGUAAAGGGCAGCAUUUAUCAUACAGAAAGACCGCGCACGCCCUACUCGACCAGCACAGCACGCCCCUGCUAGUGCACCUGUACAGGGCGGGCCGCCCUUGCAGUGCCACUGGCUAUGAAAAAAAAACGGGCUGCCCCGGGUGUGUCAACUGCCCUCUUCCACUCAUGCAUCAGGGUUUUAGGCAUAGGCGUGCUACGCCUACGAUUACGAAUAGCAGUCUAUAUUGAAAAUCCUGUUAUUUCAGGUUGCCUUUAUCUUCAACGCGGAAACGGUAUUUUUACCACCACCCGGUGCUGCAUUAGUGCUUAGCAGGCCCCCAAACUAGAGAAGGCAGGCGUCAUCACAGCUUUCUAUGAAAUGCAUUUGCAUGCUCAUUUUUUAUAUGCGCGCUGUGCUAUGGACAUGGUCGUCGUGGUGGGUGGAGUGUUCUAGUGCAGCGUGUCUAUCAAGUGAAAAUAUGUCUGGGUCUCGAAGAAGGCAGAGACUUGCCAUGCAGUUUUUGCAACUGCAAGGAGGUUUGUAAUGGUGCACACCAACACCGAGCAUGACGUCACUAGUGUUCCAGACCCAGGCAUAUUUGCAACGCAUAUAAUUGUGGUCUGUUGCAUAGCAAAAGGAAAAGAUUUUUCGCUGGUUUCGAGCAAGACCACAACGAAAGGGAGCGAUUUGUAGCCUAUUUGGAGCGCGACGACGACGGCUGGUGGGUCUCCGACGACUUUUGCUAAGUGGCAUAGGGAAGAAUCGCCUUCUUGCCAGCAUUAAAACGAAUCGGUCGUUGCUGCGCAGAAGUUGUUUACGAGAACUUUUUCCUUACGAAAGAAGUGCGGUUGAAAAUGAAAAUCUCCCUUACAGCCUUAUUCACAAAUCAAUGACUAUCAUUGUAUGCGCAGCUGUCCUCGCAGGAGAUGAAAAAUAUAGUUCGAGGAUUUUUACAAUGUUCGCACACACAAAUUUUUAACGUCCUCGAACAAGAACCGGUGCUAGUUGCACUAUCAUGCUAUGUUCAAAUGAUCCAGCCCCCCCACCGAAAUCUAUGACCACGACGAGAUUUUUCUUUUACGAGCACCAGUGGUAUAAGGGCAAUAGAUUUACAAAUCAGCAUAAGAAGAGCACCGCGCCAAUUCUAGGUUAGGGUAACGCGCGCCUGCCUCGUCUUCAUCUUCAACCCAUUUGAAUUUGGUGGCACAGGGUCGUGUAGUGCAUUAGAAAUACAAAAUUAUAACCGCAUAGCCAGCUUCGCUACGGACGUGCAAGAUUUAUAAGUACUGCACCAUUCUGGAGUUCUGUUAGAUGGCAAGAGAAGACGAGGAAGAAGCAAAGCCAAGUUGCUUGUUUUUCAGGAUGAAAGCCUCUAUACAUUUUUGCCCCCUCCUCCUCUGUGUAUUUUACACGGCGCCCUGUUAUAGGUAUAGCAGCGCCAAAAAAAAGAAUAAGCCCGAAUAAAGCCCGUUUUUUUUCAUCCAGAGCAGACAGAACUGGGCUGAAGGAACGUAGCGGCGGAUGGGAGUUCUGCGUGAUGAAGCGAGAUGAAAUAGCUUACCCAAAGUAAGCACAGACAGAUGAAGAUCCACCAAUUUUUGCAGCCCUACUUCCAGAAAUAAUGACUCUCUGCGCAGCUCCUGCCCCACUCUACGCUCAGCUGCACGACUUUGGUCCCUCGUGAGGAGGAGUUGUCCGCGAAAAAA